Messenger RNA from Etheostoma spectabile (orangethroat darter), 1142 nucleotides. RefSeq names its product GTPase IMAP family member 7. Gene Ontology annotation, molecular function: GTP binding. The transcript has 2 exons. The coding region runs from base 65 to 781 and encodes 238 amino acids. The record is from RefSeq and is a predicted model, not a curated record. NCBI's taxonomy places the organism in Eukaryota, Metazoa, Chordata, Actinopteri, Perciformes, Percidae.
AUAUAAAUGAGCAACCGUCUUUAAGCCUUUACAUACAUCUCUGUUGAGACAACGCUGAAGGGACAUGAUGGCUUCAAUUCCUGCUGGUCCUGAUUUGAGAAUCGUGAUGAUUGGAAAAACUGGUGUUGGCAAGAGUGCUGUUGGAAACACCAUUCUGGGAGAGAAACGGUUCAAAUCCCGUCCCAGUGCAGAGUCAGUGACUGAGUCCUGUGAGAAAGGUGUGAAACGCUGGGGUAACAGAGUGGUUAGUGUGGUGGACACACCAGGGAUCCUUGACACUCAGAAGUCACCAGAAUUCAUCCAAAGAGAAAUUGUGAGAUGUGUUGAAGUCUCAUGUCCUGGUCCUCAUGUGUUCCUGCUGGUCAUCCAAGUCGGUCGAUUCACCAACGAAGAGAAAAACUCUGUGGAAGCCCUGCAAAAGCUGUUUGGUCCUAAGGCUAACCAGUACAUGAUCGUGCUGUUUACCCGUGGUGAUGAUCUUGGAGGCCAGACCAUACAAGAGUAUGUGCGUGAGGGUAGUCAAGACCUCCGACGAGUCAUCCAAAGCUGUGGUAACAGGUUCCACGUCUUUGACAACACCAGUAAAGACACAGGUCAAGUGGUGGAGCUGGUUAAGAAGAUCGACAGCAUGGUUGCUGCAAACGGGGGGGCAUGCUACACAGAUGCCAUGUACCAAGAAGUGCAACAAAAAAUGGGAAGUGGAGGUACUCCCUCAUACACCUUCAUCUGUGAACUGAUCCUCCGUAUUGUAGAAUUUAUGAUGAUUCUUGCUAGUCGCUAAAUAACCAUACUCAGUAACCUAAACAUAUCAAUAUCCAGGUGUAAGAAGACAGUUUCUGUACCCAUGUGUGAACAUAUAAGAACACAUUUUAAAAAAGACACACACACACACACACACACACACACACACACACACACACACACACACACACACACACACACAUACACUUACAGUAGAUAGUGUAAUGUUAUCUUAUGUGGUGUCAGGUUAUCACUCAUGCUGAUUGUGAAGUAUAAAUGUCUCUCAGGGUCAUGAGAAAAAAUACUUAAAGAUAAAAUGUAGAAAAAAUCAAGCUGAUGUGCUCCUAACAUGACUUGUCUCUACACAAACCUUUUCUUGAUUUUAUAAAAUGCAUAAUGAU